This is a messenger RNA of Cyprinodon variegatus (sheepshead minnow), 3780 nucleotides long. It is a transcript of the gene hif1ab, whose product is annotated as hypoxia inducible factor 1, alpha subunit (basic helix-loop-helix transcription factor). Gene Ontology annotation, biological process: cellular response to hypoxia; regulation of transcription by RNA polymerase II. NCBI's taxonomy places the organism in Eukaryota, Metazoa, Chordata, Actinopteri, Cyprinodontiformes, Cyprinodontidae. The record is from RefSeq and is a predicted model, not a curated record. Gene Ontology annotation, molecular function: RNA polymerase II transcription regulatory region sequence-specific DNA binding; protein dimerization activity; DNA-binding transcription factor activity, RNA polymerase II-specific. Bases 276 to 2534 code for a protein of 752 amino acids. Gene Ontology annotation, cellular component: nucleus; cytoplasm; transcription regulator complex. The transcript has 15 exons.
GCGCGUGCCUUCAGGAGGCAACAUUGUCUCGGCAAAAAGCACUUAUCCAGCGUGGCACUAAAUUUUCACAAGAACUAACCAAAGACUCAAUUUUUAAGCAACGAAGAGUUUUAUUUUUUGGACCAAGCCGACACGAAGGGAACUCUUAUGUGACCAAACCAAGGAUUUGCGGGUUAACUUCAGUAAAAAAAGUGACAUUUUGGUUGAUUUCUCAACGCGAGCGGGUCCGGUUUGACACCGAUAGAGAGGCUUCACUCCAGCUCAGCCGUCCUGACAUGGACACAGUGAUCAUACCUGAAAAGAAAAGGGUGAGUUCGGAGCGCAGAAAGGAGAAGUCAAGGGAUGCAGCGAGAUGCCGGCGCGGGAAGGAGUCGGAGGUGUUCUACGAGCUGGCCAAGCAGCUGCCCCUCCCCCAAAGCACCAGCUCCAGCCUGGACAAGGCGUCCAUCAUGAGGCUGACCAUCAGUUACCUGCGCAUGCGAAAACUGCUCUGCAUUGAUGAGCUGGUGGCAGAAGAGAAAACCGAACUCGAUGAGCAGCUGAAUGGCUCCUACCUGAAAGCUUUAGAUGGCUUUCUCAUUGUGCUGUCUGAAGAUGGAGAUAUGAUCUAUAUCUCAGAAAAUGUCAACAGGUGCCUCGGGCUGGCGCAGUUUGACCUGAUCGGACACAGUGUGUUUGACUUUACUCAUCCCUGCGACCAGGAGGAGCUGAGGGAGAUGCUGGUCUACAGAUCCGGGUCCAAGAAAGUCAAGGAACCGAGCACAGAGCGGAACUUCUUCCUGCGGAUGAAAUGCACCCUCACCAGCAGAGGGCGCACCGUUAAUGUGAAGUCAGCCACAUGGAAGGUGCUGCAUUGCUCGGGUCACGUUCGUGUUCACAGCAGUGAGCAGAGCGCCGACGGCCCCAAGGAGCCACCCGUCCCCUAUCUGGUCCUGAUCUGUGACCCCAUCCCCCACCCUUCCAACAUCGAGGUCCCUCUGGACACCAAGACCUUCCUUAGCCGCCACACCAUGGACAUGAAGUUCACCUACUGUGACGAGAGGAUCACCGAGCUCAUGGGUUACGAUCCAGAAGACCUGCUGAACCGUUCUGUGUAUGAAUACUACCAUGCUCUGGACUCAGACUACCUGACAAAGACUCACCAUCACCUUUUUACAAAGGGCCAGGUCACCACAGGUCAGUACCGGAUGCUGGCUAAAAGAGGAGGCUUUGUGUGGGUGGAAACACAGGCUACUGUUAUCUACAACAACAAGAACUCCCAGCCUCAGUGUGUUGUGUGCGUCAACUUUGUGCUCAGCGGGAUCCAGGAGGACAAAUUGAUCCUGUCUUUGGAGCAGACUGAGGGCGUGGAGCCUGUGAAGGAGCAGCAGCAGGGUGAAGAAGAAUCAGCAGCAGAGGCAAACGAGGCUUUGAAGGUGAAGGAAGAGGAGGAGGAGGAGAAGACUCCAGAGCUGGAUGUGAUAAAGCUCUUCACGGAGGUGGAGAUCCAGCCGAAGGACUGUCUGUACAACCUGCUGAAAGGACACCCUGAUGCCCUGACCCUGCUGGCCCCGGCAGCUGGGGACACAAUCAUCUCCCUGGAUUUCAGCCGCCCCGGUGCAGAAUCAGAGACCCACCUGCUGAAAGAUGUCCCUCUCUACAAUGACAUAAUGAUGCCGUCCUCGGAUGACAAGCUGACGCUGCCCAUGUCUCCUCUGUCGCCCACUGAACCGCUGGACGCCUCCAACAGCGCAUCUGAGGAGGCCAAACCUGACAGCUUUGUUCCCACCCUCCUGACUACACCACCCAACAAACCUUCAGAAGUCGACAAUCCUCUGGGCUUUUCUUUCCCCAUGGAAACAGAAAUGAACUCGGACUUUAAACUCGACCUGGUGGAGAAGCUGUUUGCCGUCGACCUAGAUUCCAAAACUCCCUUCAACACAGAGGCGAUGGAGGACUCAGAACUGGAGAUGUUUGCACCAUACAUCUCCAUGGAGGAUGACUUCCAGCUGCCCUGCCUCUCCCCCGGAGAGCCUCUGCCUUGUGGACCAGGCAACCCCCCGGACAGCUCCCCGGUCCUCGUCCCGCUGGACGUCCGCAGCUAUCCCAGCUCUCCGUUCAGCGCACCAGAGAGCCGCACGGCUUCCCCAGCUCCACCCGAGUCCGUCUGCACGCCUCCUGCUGCCACCAUCACUGCAAAAAAAGCCCCGAAGCCGGAGCAGGAGAUCCCUCUCAGAACUCUGGCUGUUCAGAAUGUGCAGCGUAAACGAAAACUGAGCGAACUGAAGGAGAUCAUUGAGCAGGGAUCUGUGACCCAAGAACCUGAGAAGGUUAAAAAGCUGAAGGCGACAGAGAUGGUAGCAGCCAGGACCGUUCUCCUCCUGCCUUCAGAUUUGGCCAGCAGAUUGCUUGGAACCACAUCUGAUGUGAGCAGCUCCCCCUUCACGCUGCCACACCUCACCAGCUACGACUGCGAGGUAAACGCCCCCCUACAGGGCCGCCAGUACCUGUUGCAGGGGGAGGAGCUGCUGCGCGCUCUGGACCACAUCAACUGAGUCAGAACUUCCCUCUGGACUAGACUGGACACUACAAUUACACCCCCCCCCCUCCUCGCCCUGCUAGCCCCUCCCCUCCCUACUGCCACUUAUUUAUGUAUCUGUUGGAGUUUGACUGUAGCCCGGCUGCUGUUUGUGCACCUUAUGUGAUUUAUUUUUUUUUUUGCAGCAUUCCACAGUGACAAACAACCAGAGCAGCAUCUUGGUUUUAAUGUAAGGGAUUCAGGCAUUUUGAGAAAUCAAAUUUCUUCGUCUUUCUCUCUCCACCCAUGGUGCCUCCAGAGGCCCCGCCCCACAGAUCCUGCCCCUACUGCCAGCAGUGUAUUGUAAGCUUCAGUCGCACAACUUAUAUUUUCUUAAAAAGAAAAAAAUAUUACCAGCAAUAUAUAUUAAGCCUUUUUAAAGUAGAUUUAAUGAAAAAAGUUUUAUUUUUUUCCCCUCCUCCCAUACUUGUAUGUUGUAGUACUCGUACUUAACAGAUGUCUUUAGUCCUAAAGUCUGAACUUGUCGUUCUAAACCUGAACUGGGUUGAAUGUUCUCUCCAUUUAUUAGCCGUCUGUGAGCUAAUUACCUUUAAUUGUGUAGCAGUCCAGUACAUGUCACUUUAUUACUUUACUGUAAGUGUGCGUUACUGUACAUAUACCAGGGAAAUAUCAGCUUUUAUCUUUUUCACUUUAUUUCCCUCAUGCAGGAUUGGGAUUACUUUUUCUUCAACAUGAAAAUGCUUCAUGUUUUCAUUUAAUAGCGCCUGAUGAACUUUAAGGAGUUCAAAUAGAUGCGAUUGUGUUGUUUUUUUUUCCCUUCAUCCUAGCAACAGUUGUGACCGAGAGAGUCUGGUUGCAGACCUGCACUGUCAGGACGCUUCAUCGCAGAACGGUAAAAUGGGGUCUCCUGCACUGUCAGGGCCGCCAAGUUUUAUUCAAAGCCUUCGGGAAUAGCGCACAGCAAGUCUUUGCUGCCGGAUUACGGUUUAUGACUGUUAAACUCAGCAUAGGAGCAGUUUAAAUUAUACAGUAAGCAAAAAAUCCUAAUAGGACAUCCAACCUCCAUCCAAACACACUUAUUUCUAUGUAGCACAUAUGAUAUCUAUUAUUCCAGAUAGGAGUUUGGUGGGGACUAAAAUUGUGCAUGUACAUAAGUUUCCAGGAUAACACUUGUUUCUGAAACAAAGCUAUUUUCUUUGAAAGUCUUUAAAUGAACUUCUGGGUCGAACAGUGCAGCUCUGGAUCCUCGCAGUGCAGCUCUG